Messenger RNA from Blepharisma stoltei, 270 nucleotides. NCBI's taxonomy places the organism in Eukaryota, Ciliophora, Heterotrichea, Heterotrichida, Blepharismidae. The record is from the annotation of a GenBank genome assembly.
AUGGUAAGAGCGAAGGAGACUAUAUAUGCAGAUUUCUUUUGCAUAGAGUUUAUUGCAAGAAGUAAAAAUCAAAGUAAUUUAUUUAAUAUUUGGAGAUCUAUUUAUAAUGAUAAUUUAUUGAACAUUUGGAGAUUUAUUUAUAGUGGCUAUUCAUUAAACAUUUGGAUACUUUUUAUCAUGAUUAUAAUAUCAUUUUGAGUUUUAAAAAAUAAAUUUGCAUUAUUAAAGCUUAAAAAAUUAAGCCAAAAUAGAGAAUACUUGAUUUUUUAA